This is a messenger RNA of Larimichthys crocea (large yellow croaker), 3411 nucleotides long. RefSeq names its product glycogen synthase 1 (muscle) (gene gys1). Gene Ontology annotation, cellular component: cytoplasm. Gene Ontology annotation, molecular function: alpha-1,4-glucan glucosyltransferase (UDP-glucose donor) activity. Gene Ontology annotation, biological process: glycogen biosynthetic process. Bases 198 to 2333 code for a protein of 711 amino acids. The transcript is spliced from 16 exons. The record is from RefSeq and is a predicted model, not a curated record. NCBI's taxonomy places the organism in Eukaryota, Metazoa, Chordata, Actinopteri, Sciaenidae.
UGCAUCUCAGGCUCUGGCCGCCCUGCCUAUCUACAUGACAGCGAGCGCACCAAACCAAUGUGAAUCGCUGGCAUUUAACUAAAGCCGCCGCCCCCUUCUCCUCACUCUCCACUGGUUUCCCUUUUUUUGGGGGGAUUGACUGCGACAGCUGCCAAUGUGUACUUCAUCUGCGUAAAGUUGGGACAAAAACCGAAGGCAUGCCGCUGGCUCGCAGCCUGUCCGCCACGUCCUUGUCAGGACUGGAAGAGUGGGACGAGGAGUUUGAUUUGGAGGAUGCUGUUCUUUUUGAAAUAGCAUGGGAGGUCGCUAACAAAGUUGGAGGCAUCUACACCGUCAUCCAGACCAAAGCCCGACUGACCUCAGAGGAAUGGGGGGAGAACUAUUUCCUCGUGGGUCCCUACGUAGAGAGCAACGUGCGCACUCAGGUGGAGCUGAUCGAGCCCACCAACCCCACGCUGAAGAGAACCAUUGACAAAAUGAACUCCAGUGGUUGUAAGGUCUACUUUGGGCGGUGGCUUAUCGAGGGCAGUCCAUACGUUAUUCUGAUUGACGUUGCGUUCACUGCCUGGUCUCUGGACUCCUGGAAGAGCGAGUUGUGGGAGCUUUGUGACAUCGGCGUGCCGUGGUUCGACCGUGAGGCCAACGAUGCUGUGCUGUUUGGCUUCCUGACGGCCUGGCUCCUGGGAGAGUACGCAGCCCAGUGUGAGGAGCCUCCGCACAUCGUAGCCCAUUUCCACGAGUGGUUGGCCGGCCUGGGUCUGGUAUUGUGUAGACACAGACAGCUGCCGGUCGCAACCAUCUUCACAACUCACGCCACUCUGCUGGGACGAUACCUGUGUGCUGGAAAUGUGGACUUCUAUAACAAGCUUGCAGAUUUCAAUGUGGAUAAGGAAGCAGGCGACAGACAGAUCUACCACCGCUACUGUUUGGAGCGGGCGGCCGCUCACUGUGCCCAUGUCUUCACCACUGUGUCACAGAUCACAGCCAUUGAGGCAGAGCACCUGCUUAAGAGGAAACCAGACAUUGUCACUCCUAACGGGCUCAACGUGAAGAAGUUCUCAGCCGUGCACGAGUUUCAAAACCUCCAUGCUCAGAGCAAGAAUCGGAUUCAGGAGUUCGUCAGGGGACACUUCUACGGGCACCUUGACUUCAACCUGGACAAGUGUUUGUUUCUCUUCAUCGCUGGAAGGUACGAGUUCUCCAACAAAGGAGCUGACAUCUUUUUGGAAGCUUUAGCCAGACUCAACUAUCUACUGAGAGUCAAUCACAGUGACGUGACCGUCAUCGCUUUCUUCAUCAUGCCAGCUCGUACAAACAACUUCAACGUGGAGACCUUGAAGGGCCAAGCAGUCAGAAAACAGCUGUGGGAUACUGCUCAGACUGUGAAGGAACGUUUCGGAAAGAAACUUUAUGAGUCACUUCUAGUUGGGCAGUUGCCAGAUGUGUCGAAGAUGCUGGACAAAGAGGAUUUCACCAUAAUGAAGCGGGCCAUCUUUGCGACUCAGAGACAGUGCCAGCCUCCAAUCUGCACCCAUAACAUGCUGGAGGACAGCAGCGACCCCAUCCUUAACUGUGUCCGCCGUAUCGGCCUUUUCAACAGCUCUGCUGACCGUGUCAAGAUUAUCUUCCAUCCAGAGUUCCUUUCAUCCACCUCUCCUCUACUUCCGAUGGAUUAUGAAGAGUUUGUAAGAGGAUGCCACCUUGGCGUCUUUCCCUCUUACUAUGAGCCUUGGGGCUACACACCAGCUGAGUGCACGGUCAUGGGAAUUCCAUCAAUCUCAACCAACCUGUCAGGCUUUGGCUGUUUCAUGGAGGAACACAUAGCAGACCCUUCAGCAUAUGGUAUUUACAUCCUGGACCGACGAUUUCGGGGUGUGGACGAGUCGUGUAACCAGCUCACUUCCUUCCUGUUUCAGUUCUGCAAGCAGAGCCGGCGCCAGCGGAUCAUCCAGAGGAACCGGACUGAGCGUCUGAGCGAACUCCUGGACUGGAGAUACCUCGGCAAGUACUAUACCUCUGCCCGUCAUAUGGCCCUGGCUAAAGCCUUCCCUGACACCUACAUGUAUGAACUUCAUGAGCCCACCUCAAACUCAGGUUUCCGUUACCCGCGACCAGCCUCUGUGCCACCAUCUCCAGCUCUGUCCCGCCACUCCUCCCCCCACCACAGCGAGGGAGAGGACAACGAUGAUGACGAACGCUACGAUGAGGAUCUGGAGGCAGAAAAGGACCGGGUGAACAUCCGCCAGCCCUACGCCCUGCCGUUCAAAAACAAGUCUUCUGCUGCACAUGGGGUCAAUGGAAAUAGCAAUGUUGUCACGAGCGAGAAAAACUGAGUCACGCAGACACACAUACAGUACAUAUUAAACCUCACUAGUAAAACCUUAUCUGUGGCAAUUGUUGAAGUCAUCCAUCCACUCACAAAUUUUAUAAAGGAGUGCAGUUGUAUGAAUGUGAGUGAUAAAUUUAUUAUCGGCUUGUUGUGAAAAAAUGCAUCACUGUCAGUGUCUUCCCAACUUAUGCGUACCUCAGAAAUUUAAAAAAAAAUAUUGGUCAGUUUGAUAUGUUUUGUUAUUGUUUCAGUUACACCAGCAGUGCAAGCAGAGGUUUACUUUGUGGAGUAAAUGCAGCAGCUAGAAAGGGCUAAAUGACAGCUCAACACUGAAAACAAAUCAGGAUUGCUGGAUUUUGUAGUGUACUAACACUGGAUAACAUAGAUCUAAAGCAAUGAAAAAGUAACAGAAGAUUAUUAUGAGUAUCUGGAGGGGAUUUUAUACUUGAUUUAAAGGUGGCUCAGAGCAGGGAAAGUGACAACGCCCUCCUUUUAACCAGCUUGUCACCAUUUUACACUUCCUGGUUUAGAAAUGCACAUGUGAGUGUCAGUUUGCUGUGAUGACACACAAAGAGCACUUUUUCUUUUUUGGCUUAACAGUGUGCUGACUAUCCACUGCUUCAGAUAUAACUGUCCACCUGGUAGCAUUUUCUUCUUCCUUACAAAUGCCUUGUUUACUACAAAACAUCCCAGGAUAGAAAUUAAAUGUAGAACAUACACACACACAUAAACAUUUUCUUUCAGCGUCUUCCGUUAUCCAUUAAUAACCUCACACUCCUUUUUAUCUGUCUCUGUGUGUGCUUGUGUGGGCAUGGUUAUUUCUGAGUUUCCCUGUUUUGGCAAGUAUUUAUUUGUGAAAGGACUAGAGGUCAGACAGAUGGAGGAAAAAUUGGGGACUGUGUCCCAAGAUGGCGACAUCAGUGCUGGAAAAGGAAAAGGAAUUGGAGUACAUCAGGACUAUUUGUCUAUUAUGGAAAGAAAAGGGAAAAAAACGUUUUUACCAGGCGUGUACUUCCUGUAAGUUUUAUCAUUUGUUACAAUCUUGCACCAGAUGAUCUUAUAAUAAAGUUUAAAUAUAUAUA